UGUCGGCAAUUGGACACCAGCACCAAAGCAAUCGGACAGAUGGCAAUGCGAAGGUAUAAAAGGACGCACCGAAUCGCGCGUUAUUCAGUUUUAGUCCUGACAGCCAUUGCAGUUGAACGUGCGAAGUAUAGUUGAAGAUACCGUUGAACGCGUAGAUGAACAAAUUGAGUGUAAGAAGCAAGUAGUGUUGGCUUAACUGAGCAUGUGCGACGGUGUGUCGACAAGUGUGCUUUUGUUAAGGAAGGUUCUGCAAAUAGCUAAAGCCACAACAAUAACAAUAUCAAACGAAUAUUAAAGUACAAUAAAUAAUUCAUGCGCCAAGUUGACAGCGUAGAGUGUAUAAAAAUAACGGAAAAUCGAAAAUACUGUGUGGAAGUGUAAACAAGCGAAAUUGGAAAUAAUCACAUGAAUAAUAUAUUUGAAAUUUGUGGCAACACAAAGCAUACUUUUGCGCGUAUAUACUGCCGUGUAAUCGUGUGUGAGUGUUAAACGUGUAAAGAGUGACCGACAAUCGUACGCAUUUAACGCCAACGGCUUAGUAGGCCGUUGAUUUAUACGCCGUUUGUGCUUUUAUUGUGCUUUUAACGGUUUUAAUGGGCGUUGCGUGCGACGGCUGUGAAGAAAAAUCAAAAUAAAGUUCGAAAGUAAAAUACAAAGAAACGAAUAAUUACAACAUUUACGGCGGCAGCAGCACUGAAACUGCAAAGUGUAAAGCGUCGUAAAAUAAUCGACAAACUUACCAUCACACAACAAAACUAACAACAGCAGUGUUGAAUAUGUGUUUGCCAACAGGCGCGUCGCUCUUUUGGCGCUCCGGCGCUUUCGUGUCGUUAAUUGGCAUAAUCCUUGUUGCAUGCCUCAUGCAACUGCCCAACAGCGCGGCAAGUGUGGUACACGGCACGCAAGAACAACAACAAAAUGGGCAGCAGCAACAACAGCGUCUUGGCAACAUGUUGCGUGAUGCCGUUUACAAUAAAAACGCGCCCAAUGACCAAGUGCUCAGUGAUAAUGAUGUUGCGACUGUCGAUGAACUAGAUGCCGAUAAUUAUGUUGGCGAUGACUUCGCAAACGACUUCGCCGCCGCUUCGGAGCGUUACGCCGCCAGCGAUGAGUCGUCCAGUGUGGAGCUGCUGCGUUUCGUCGAUGAACGCGAUGAUGCAAUGCUGAUACAUGCCACAACAACCGGUGCUGCAAGCACCACCACCACCUCCCCGACUACAACCACAAAAACAACUACUACAACAGCGGCGCCAACACAUGAACAGAGCGCCGCGACACUGCCGCUCGCCGAGCAGGUGCAAUUGCUUUCCAAACAGUUAAACGCGCUGAUGAUGCGUCGUCGCGAAGAUUACGAGCUGCUCGAACAUAAUUUACGCAAAUCGCUCAGAAUCGGCACUACGGCGAAGGAUGCGUUGUCGGCCGCCGCUGGCGAUGCGGAUAUGCGCACCGAAUUGCAGGAUUUGCGUCGCGAAGUCGCCGCUUUGCGUGAUGGUCACCUAGGCGGCAACAAGGAGCGUCUCACCGUCGAGUGGCUGCAGCAAUCGAUCGCCGAGAUACGCAAACAACUCGUCGAAUUGCAGGGGCUCGCCAGUGAAGCCAGCAAAAGCAUUAGCCACCGCACGCAGAGCUACGAAGACAUGGCGACGGUGCGCAACGACUUCACCCAACUCAAGUUGGAGGUGGCCGCGCUGAGGGAGCGCCAGCAGCAGAACGAGGUCUUCAUACAGGAGCUACGUGAGGAAGCGCUCCAGCAGGAGGAAGACUACAAACGCUUGCUCUUGCGCGCUGCACCCACGUCAGCGCCGACGGUCGUCAAGGGAACGCCGACGUCGGUGUUGGGGGCAGAGCAAACACAACAACUUCAGCAAACAGCGCAGUCAAGUGAAAUCGAUUCGGAAAAUAAUGAGCUAAUCAACGACCCACUAACCGCCGAUCACAAGCGCCGCCAUUGCCGUUUCCAGCGCCAACAAAUCCAUGAACUCCAACUGGCACAACACUCACUCAAAUCCCAAUUGAACGAACUGAAGUAUCAUCGCAUUGGCGAACGUGUACGCAACCUGGAAAUCGAACAGCAUCGCAUGGCCGAUGCCAAUUUCAAUUUGAGUCGACAAAUUGCCUCGCUCGAUAAACUGCACACUUCAAUGCUGGAGCUGCUCGAAGAUGUCGAGAGUUUGCAAACGAAAAUGGAUAAAAGCCUGCCAGAGUUGAGGCAUGAAAUUUCCAAAUUAGAAUUCACCAGCGCCCAACUAACCGCCGAGCAGAGUCUGCUGCGUGAGGAGGGCAAAAAUGUGGCGCGUUCAGUGCAGGCGAUGGCGGUGAGUGUCAGUACGUUGCAGGAUGAACGCGAUGCCAAUAAACAAAUGCAGGUGGCAGUGGCGCAGUUGCGUGGCAAGUUGGACCGCCUGGAGAGCGUGUCGCAGGAUAUGCAACGGGCGGUGAUGCAACAGCAGAAACAGCAUAGCAUGGAGCACAAGUUACACCACUCACACCAAAAGCAUCACAAUCACCAGCACCGAGAGACCAGCAACAACAAGAAUAACAAUGACGACAACAACAACAUUGCAGCGGCAACCGCAGAGGCACAUGGCGCUGAGUCGCUUGUCGCCAAGCUCGAAAAUGUCGAAGAACAAUAUGAGUCCAUUAUACAGAAUCUCCCACAGGAUUGCAGCGAAGCGCCAACCGGCAGUGAUGCCGGUCUCUUUAUGAUUUCACCAGCCGGCCAGCAACGACCACGCAUGGUGCAUUGCAGCGCCGACGGUUGGACCACCAUACAGCGUCGUUACGAUGGCAGCGCCGAUUUCAAUCGUUCAUGGGCUGAUUAUGCCGCCGGUUUCGGACAACCAGCCGGCGAAUACUGGAUUGGCAAUGAACAGCUACAUCAUUUGACACGCAACAAUUGCACACAACUUCGUAUACUCAUGCAGGAUAUCUAUGAUAAUGUAUGGCUGGCACAAUACGAUCGCUUCUAUAUUUCGUCGCGCGCCGAUGGCUAUCGUCUGAAUACCGCCGGAUACAGUGGCAAUGCCUCCGAUGCGCUCGACUACCAGCAGGGCAUGCAGUUCUCGGCGAUCGAUGUCGAUCGUGACAUUUCACAGACGCACUGCGCCGCCAACUAUGAGGGUGGCUGGUGGUUCUCGCAUUGUCAGCACGCCAAUCUAAACGGACGCUACAAUUUGGGCUUGACUUGGUUCGAUGCGGCACGCAAUGAAUGGAUUGCCGUCAAAAUUAGUCAAAUGCUAAUUAAACGCCAACCGGCGGCUAAGUGCAGUGCCGCACUGACAGCUGCGGAAGCGACGAUGACAACAACAUGGCAUACAGCGUCCGUAGCGACGUCGCCGACGUCAUCGUCGUCGUCAUCACCAUCGCUGCCGGCAGCGCCUGCGGCUGGUCAGCACGAGUUGACGGAUAGUGCGCGCUCGGAGGCAAUGCCUGUGGCGGCGGUGCUGCCAGCCGCAGCGAAUAGCGCGACGCAUCGGCCAGUGCGCUCGCCGGCAACGAUAGCGAUGUAUGCUUCCGCGGCGCGUCUGUAAAGUGCUGCUCGGCACGAACACACCAAUUCAUAUGUAGUGUAGAGAUGAUGAUGUGGGCGCCACCAAAGUCAUGCCUGCGACACAGUUUGCGUAUGCAGUGCGUUUGUUGAUAUGUCUGUAAAUAUGGUAGUGGCAUAUAUGCGGCGGCGCAUAUACGAUUACGUUGUAUAUGCGUGCGUAAAUGUAUGCCGAGAACUGAUUUGAUUUUUCAAUUUAUGUGCGUGGGUAAGCAAAAGCAUUGCGUUGCGGUGUAUUUAUUUAGUCCAAAGUUACUAAUUGAGUUAAGUUUUGUAUGUGUGUGUGAGUGCCUGCGAUUUAUACUUAGACAAUUAUAUAUACAUAUGUAUGUAAUGUUAAGUAACAUUAUGGAAAAUAGUUGCUUUUUUGAAGUAUUAUGUAGUGGAAACGAAGCAGUGAAUUGAGAGUUGUUUAUAUGUAAUUAAAUGAGUACUGAACAAGCAUAGAUUUUAGCUUAGUGUAAACUAAAACUCUUUUCUACUCGCAUACAUUCCAGUAAACCAAGUAUUUUUUUUAUUAAAAGUUUUAAUUAAACAAUUAAUAUUAGUAUUCUCUUUAGAAAAUAAAUAAUUAAUUUAAUAAAUUUUUUUCUGGGAGUAUUAUUAAUAAGUAUUCGAAUUCGAAUUUAUGUUCUUGGCAAGUUCAAAUUAUCUAAAAAAUAUUUUUUAUUUAAAUUCCGACUAUUGGCCUAUAGUCGCUAUGCACCUAAAAUUAUUUUUGAAAAAAUAAAAAAAUAAAAAUUAUUUUCAACAAAGUUAAAAAUUCAUUAAAUCAUAAAUUUUUUAAUUAUCAUUUAUAAGCAUAAAUAUUAUUAUUUUAUCUAAGAAAAUUUGAUAAUUUUAAAAUAUAUUAUUGGUAUAUAUUUCAAUAAUUAUUUUUUCAAAAAAUAUACAUUUUUUCCUUUGUAAUUUUCUUAUAUGCAUUUAAGUUUUUUUAAGUAUUUUAAUUUUUAAGCAUUAGUAUUUUAAUUUUUAAGCAUUAGUCUUUUAAAUAUGACAAACUUUCAUACAAAAAUCAUAAAAUGAACAUAAUUCUGUGACCACUGCUGAGAACGCCUAAGAAGAUUGUGAAUAUAAAAUUCAACACAACCGAUUACCACCCCACUACACUCGCACUUUUGUGAGAAUUAUUUUCAUGUCUGCCUUCAUAAAAAAAUAUUUAUUGGAAUCUAUUUGACUAACAAUAGCAAUCUACAUCGAAAUGUAACCGAAUUCCCAACACUCACUCAAUUUUAGUAAAGCAUAUCAGCCACCUGCUAGCGGCAAUACAGAAUAUAAAACUUCAAAUAAUUACACCAACAAUUCCAUAGGCAUUUAUGCAAUGAAAACAGAAAAUACCAUUUGCAAACAGUUAACAAUAAAAUGUUGUUAUUUUUGCUUAUUUACAGCUUUUAACCUUAGUUAUUGCAGUGCGCUCUUGUAGUUCAUUUCAUUUAAUAUUUCAAUAAAACAUUUUCCUUCUCAAUUACUUCGCAUAACUCACUUUUGAUUAUACAAAGUGCAGCUGUAAUGCCCAUAAAUAUAAUUGAAAUUACUGUAAAUAAAUUUUCUAAGAAAACAAACAAGCAAAAAGCGUUAUUUAAUUUCCAUUCACCCACUUAAAAGCUACUCAGUGUUUGAGCGUAAAUAAAAGCUGGGUGUUGUGUGUGCACAGCAUUAGGGUAACUCCUACAAUGCAAAUGGAAUGGAGUGAACAAUUGUUGAAUGCAAUAGUUAAAAGAGUAAAUUGUAAUAAAUUGUGCUGGGCAAUGUUAGGAAUAAGCGGAGAAACGUAUUUCAUAUUUCAGUUUCAGUCUCAGUGAACUUAAAAAUAAACUCUAUUGCUAUUGAAAAAUUAGUUUGAAAUCAUUUAAAAUAAUGAUUAAUAAAUGUAUUUUUACUCUAUAAAAACUAUUAGUAAAAGAAAGUAAAGAUUUCCAAAACUGUAAACAACUAUAGAAGCACAAUUUUGUUACAUCACAAAAUGCUUAUAAGGCGAAUAGCUAAGGUACCGUUAUCAUAUUAUGGCAAGCAAAAUUUUAAAGAGGUCCUCUAGUAGUAGUUUGAUAACCAAAUUUCCCUAUAAACGCAUGCCCAUUGGAAGUGGGAUUGGAAUUAUACAACUAAAAGUAUGUGCUCGUCCAGUAGGACCUCACAGAAGGCUAGAUAAAAGAACGUACAUGAAGAACCACAUUAAUGUACAAAAUGCAAAUAUACCAUUUCAAUUUACUGACAUUUUUAAAUUAAAUACAUAUUGAGUGUAUGCAUUCAUAUAUAGCAUGCUGUAUACGGAAAAAUUAAUUGAGCUUAAUUGAAUAUUAAUGUGCACACUUUGCAUUGAAUUGCACGUGAAAUAUGCACAAAGAGAGAGGAGUGGUGGAAAAAAACGUGCAUAAAAGGUAUGGGACACAAUAUGAAUAGCAAAUAAUUAUAGCUAAUUGACAAUGCAUUUUGAGGUACAGUUUUUCAUUGGAAAUUAUUUAUAUGACGUACCUAUGACAAAGGCGAAACAUUUAUUAAUUUUUAAUAAAUUUUAAAGCUAUAUAUUUUUGUAAGCAACAUUAUAUUUGAAUUCGAGACGUUAUGUGUAAUUUCGGAAUAAUCAGCUAAUUUUAAUUGAAUAUAUGCUUAUAUAUUUCAGCUUUCGAAAUUUACGAAAUGUUGUUACUUCAAUAUAAAUGUUGUGUAAAUUGAUGCCGAAUACCAACAACUAAGCAUGCUAUAUUUGUCAAUUGGUAUUAACUUUAUGUUCAAUAGUAUAGUAGAAGUUAGCUGAUGAUUUUCAAUAACUAAAAGACCUGGAACCUUUUGAAUCGCAUAUUUGCACGAUCCUUCAUAGGUUUAAGGCAUAAAGCUAAGUGUACCACACUAAAUUUUUAUUGUCAACUUUGAUCAGAUUACUUACCCAGAGCAAAGGUUCAAGCAAAUUUUCUUUGCUUUCUAAUUUAUUUUUUGAUAGUACACAUUUUAUUUUUAAACGUGACAAAAUCGAUCCCAACCACCAGGUUAUUGUAAUUAAGUGUUAGCUGAGAGCUGUGAGCCAAGCAAAUGAUUAAUUAUUUCACACAUUAAACGCUAAGCAACAGCUCUAGAAUACGCUGACAUAUUAAGCAGGCAUGCAAAUUCGACUACAAUAUGUAUUGUAUAUAGAGAGAGAGAGAUUUGAAUAUCUACAGCAGUGAGCAACAACAGCUAGCGUUUAUUUUGCGCAUAGCCAUGAAGGCAAAUAUUUUCGCAGGCACACACACACACAAUACGUCUGCAUAGCAAUUACUUACUCUCCGGCGAAUUCGCACAAAACCAAACCAGACAUUUUAGCCAUAUAAUUCAGCAUUUGUCGAAUCCACACAUUGAAUGCCCUGCAGUCAUUCUCACCAGUUCUAUCGCCAUCCACCACCGCCUUGCCGCAGUGCUGACCUACUUCCGGCAUACGCGCAUCAUAUUGAGCUUCGACAUGCAAUUCAUGGCAAGUCUCGAAAACUGUAACUGGCUACGCCGCAACGGUAUUCAUGUGCGCAACGCGAGGCUGCCACGCAGCAACCAACAACCGACCAGCAACCGGCGAGCAGCCAACAAAUUAAUCUAAAACAAUUGCCGCGCAAGCAUUUUACGAAAAUAAACAAAACUCUCGCACACAAACACACACACUGCCAAAUGCAUUGCGGUGCACGGUGCACGGUGUGCGCUGUGUAGCGUGCAAUUCGGGUUUUCUAAUAUUUUUCACGCAAAAAUAAUCCAUUUCCAUUUGCAUUCGCUGUGCACUCAAUGCGAUUGCCGGGCAAUAUGUCUAGCGCGUGGAUUUGGUAGCAACUGACCGUGCUGAAUUUAUGUUUCUUAUUUUUAUUUCUUUAUUUUUUAUUUUUGUUUUUUUUUUUGCUGCUGUUGUUUCGUGCGCUAUUCAUUCAGCAAAAUUAAUUUUUUUAUCACUGCACUUUCUUAUACCGAUUUGACUGCAGUGCUGUAGUUACACAAAAGACGCGCAGCGGUUUAAAUGAAUUGCUGCUGUGGCAAAUAGAAGAGGAAUUCAUGCACAAUAAACAAUAUAUACAUUAAUAUACAGAUAUAUAUAAAUAUUUCUACAUUAACAUCACUAUUUUCUUAAGCCUUAUUCGUGGUAAUAUUUUAUUAGAGCUCAGCAUUUUUAUUUAUUUUAUUGCCGCCAUUAUUUCAUUUCAUUCUCAACCAAUUUUCAUUAGUUCUUACCUGCUAUUUUCCGUUUUUUCUUCUAUUCCGUCUAUUUUGUUUUCAUUAUCCCGCGCUUUUCUCCCUAAAUUGGGUUCGUAAAAUCAUUUCGCUUGCCACAGCUUUGCUUUGACACUAGCUUUGCGAAUUCCGAGGAUUAUUUUUAGCGUUGCUCGCUUUAUUUCUUUUCAAUUUAAAUAAAUAGUUUUGUUGGCAUGAAAAAACAACAAUGUUAAGUGCAAAAGCUCUCAGUUGAUCCUCUCUUUUUAAAUGCCAAAAUUUAUACGACUUACGAAACGAAAUGUACACGGACAUACAAAUAUGUUAUUUUAAAUAUAUAUUUGAUAUUUUAGUGUAGCAAUAAUGACUACGACCCUCUUCGAUUUCGAAAAAGCGCAUACAAUAUUUGCAAAUUUGAAUAAAAGUGGACUAAAAUUUUUAUUUCAACUGAAAUCUUCUACAAGCAACAUUGCAUUAUUUUUUCACGUGUCAUUGUGCUGAAGCUACUCACACGUGUCACACUUUUUGCAAUGCUACAAUGACAAAAGAACUUGUUUAGUAUACUCAGUAUUGGCUUGCUUGACAAUGUUGCUCAUACGCCAUGGCAGGUCAAAAUGCUUGCUCUUAGUAUAAGCGCAUAUAUAGUAAUUAUUUCAUUUAUAUGCACGUAGAUAUUUUUGUACGGAAUUAAGCUAACUAAAUUUUACUUAUGUUAUUUGAUCUUAUGGAGGCAUUUUAAAUAGGUGGUGUCAGUAUAAUGGCGUUUCAAUCAUAACUUGUCUUCUUAUUAUCUUCUUAAGUUGUUUUUAAGCAUACUGAUAUCAAUUCUCUUAUUCUUUUUAUGCAAAUUUUUAGGUAUAUAAUAUGCAGAAAAGAAUUCAAAACUACAUUUCACAUAAAUUUUAUAAAAUAAUGCUCCAAAUUGGCAUGCAUUGAAAUGUUACUCAUACGCCAAGGCACUCAUCAUUGCAUUUUUGGAAACUUUGAAUUUUAUGUGGUAUGAACUUUGAAUGUAGCUUUGAAUAACUUGUCAACUUCGUAACUCGAAAUUAUUUUAAAUUAUUUCAAACGAAUGCUGGUUUUUAGUUAACUGUGGUUAAUUAAUUUUUUAACUCCUUCUCGUAGCUUUUCUCUACGAUGUUUGAGGAAAGUAGCUAUACAAAUAUACUCAAUACACAUCACACAUUAAAAAAAAAAACGUUUUUACUUGCAUUACAAACUUAUUUCUUUCAAUCACACACACACACAUCAUACAAUACAACGCAUAUCAACAUUAAAAAACAGGAAUUAUGACAAAAAGUAGCUUAAUGCAUACAUGUAUAGUUUGUAUGAGUAUAUGUAUGUAAGUGCAUAAGAAUACUAGCUUCUAAGGAAUUGAGACAAAUAAUAAAUAUAUAGCGAUAAUGUAGACAAAAUAUGAUAUUUGAGAAAAAACAGAAAACUAAUUUUGUAGCUCAGAAUGUAUUUAAGAUAUAAAUGUAAUAUUUAGUAAAAAUAAUAUUGUUUAUGUCGCCAUAUCAGUAGUGCGUUAUAAGUUUUAGCGCAAAUAUAAAACGAAAAAGACACAUAUGUAUACAUAUAAAUAUAUAUAUAUAUAAUAAUUUAUAAAUGUGCUUCUAAGACAUAUUGUUACUAUUAUUUCUGUAUGUGUGUUUGUGUGUGCAUGUAGGAGCAUUAGUUGUAUUUAAGCAAAUGUAUAACGAGUAUUUCCAGUAAAUUAUAAGUGUAUUAAAGCAUAUGAAUUAAACUAGUGGAAAUAAUAUAUUUGUAUGUUAUAAUGUAAAAAAAAACUGUAUAAAAUCACGAUGUAUGCAUCAAAACCCCUCCAAAAUGGAAGCAGGCAUUUUUUAUGACUCCAAUAGCAACUAAUGAAAUAUGAGAAAUAAAUAUGUAUGUGACGAAAUGAGAAAUGAGAAACGACUGUAAAAAGAAACAAAAACUCUAGUAAUAAUGCCAAAGAGUAAACGACACAAAUAAAAGCAGAAAACAAUAAAAAAUAAUGAAUAAAUGAAAAGUAAAUAAAAUCCUCAGAUCUAAGCAUAAUCAUUAAACAUACAUACAUAUUUCAAGUGGCAAACAAACUCUACCAAAAAUUAUUUGUACGCAAAAAAGCAAAAUAAAAAAAAAAGAAAUAAGAAUUUUUGACGAAAGCACCAAACUUUGACUUUGACUUUGACUUUGUCACCAAACAGGACACACUUAACAACCCAGCUAAAUAUAUACAUAUAAAACUAGUAUAUACGAUAUAAAUAUAUGUGAGUAUGAGUGUAUAUCAGUAUAUACAAAGACAUAUAUAUAUGUAUAGACAUUAAGUUCUUGUAAUUGUAAUUGUUGCUAAGCUUAAGUAUAAGUAUUAUAACUGUAACUGUAACUCUAUAUGUACGCAUGUGUAGGAAAAGGCGUUGAAUUUUCAAUACCAGACAGCAAUGUGCUAAGAAAAUAUGAAAAUAUAUGCAUAUAAUGGAAAUUAAUUAAUAAUAAAAACCGUAUGAAUAAG
Zeugodacus cucurbitae (melon fly) is the source of this 10205-nucleotide messenger RNA. It is a transcript of the gene sca, whose product is annotated as protein scabrous. The record is from RefSeq and is a predicted model, not a curated record. Bases 777 to 3530 code for a protein of 917 amino acids. The transcript has 4 exons. Lineage: Eukaryota; Metazoa; Arthropoda; Insecta; Diptera; Tephritidae.